Messenger RNA from Symbiodinium pilosum, 1464 nucleotides. NCBI's taxonomy places the organism in Eukaryota, Dinophyceae, Suessiales, Symbiodiniaceae. The record is from the annotation of a GenBank genome assembly.
AUGCCUGGACGUCCAAAUCCACCGCCAUUGCCAGCUUGUGGCUAUGUCGUAAACGCCACAAAAAAAGGCAGUGUGCCAAUCAAAGUGGAGUCGCGAGCCAAAGGCAAAAAGGUGACCAUAGUUUCUGGUGUUCAGGGUGAUGCACAGUCACUUGUGUCCGCGCUUGGCAGCUUAUUGGGCUGUGGUGGUUCCGUAUGCCACGCAGCUGGUCAGACGCAAGUCUUGGUUCAAGGAGACCAGACCGAGCGAAUUACAGCCACCUUGGAACAACUCGGCUGCUUGCGUGGGGUGGCCAAAGCCGUAUCCAAGAAGAAAACACCGGAGGUUGUGGCAACUCGUACUUGUGCAUACGACAAGUUCCUCCGACAAGGAGACGAGAAUAAAGAUUUGCAGAAAUUGUUGGAAAAUGAAGCGCAUGCUCCUCAAUGCCUUCCAGGUGCGGAGUGUUUCCGUUGGCAUGGACUCUGGGUCUACUGCCGCGGAUGCUGUCAGCAAACGGAUUUUAGCGACGUGUGGGAGGAGCGUUUAGAUGGUGAGAUGUCAUUGGAUGCCCCGUCCACAGGCGACAGCCACUUUAUCGCUGCACCUCGAGUGCACUCGACCGUGGCAGGCCUGGACGGAGACCUGCGGAAGCUUGGGAUGUUGGCCGAAGUUGGUGAAGCUGCACAGACUUGGGGCCUGCGGCCAUCCAAUGCUAGCGAAGCAUGGAAAGGCCUCACUUUGGCGGAAUAUCGACGGAAAGCCGUGGCGCCUGGUGCCAGGCUUUUGGAGUACACGCCGACGGGAGCUGAGCGGACCAAGCCGACCGGCACGCCAAGCGUGCGCGCGCAAAGAGCCGCCCAGAAAUUACGAGCUCCGAAGCCCCAGAAACCUCCACCGGAGCAGGGAAGGUUUGCUUGCCCGACCUGUGGACAUAAUUUCGGUCUGCGCGUGACCUUGAAACAGCACAUGAUGUUGUCCCAUGGUGAGAAGCUUACUGGUCCAGUUCCAAACCUCAUGAAAGUGAAAGAUUCACAGCCCCUGUCUCGACCGCGGGAGAGGGUCCACCCAGAUCUUCUCCAUUCCCACGUGGAAAGUUGCCUCGCCGUCGCCAACGGCAAGGAGUCAUCAGACAGCGAAAGCGAUGCCGGUUGGGAAAGCCAAGAGGCCGACCUGGACGUUUGGAACACGUGUCCUCUGUGUGAGGAGAUUGUUCACCAGGAUGCGAUCGCCGGCCAUGUUGAGGCGUGCAUUGCUGCCUACCAGGCGAAUCACAGUGGCGGGUCUUCGCCCGAAGAGGAAAGCGGAGAGGCCAGUGACGGUGUGCAAGAUCUCGAAGCAAGUCGUGGUACUUCCGCGCAGCAGCUGCUUGUGGAAGGUUUGCCGGUCUGCGUGGUGGUGCGCAAGUGCCAUUCCCAAGGCGAACACCAGCUGCAGAUGGAAGAGGGGGAGGAGUUUGCCCUAGAGUGGGAACAACCCCCUGAG